UGCAUGUGCAUAACUUAUCUGCUUAAUGCCAUUUAAAACUCAGAUUUUUCCCCUUAGGAUGAGACAAUAUAGUUUAAAUUGAUAUACUUUGAUAUUGGGAAUACCAAAAAAAAAUUAUGAAAAAUAAUGAAGGACACAAAGUGAGUUGCUGCCGCAUGUUUCAAGUUGUCUUAAACAUGCUUUAUAAGCACUACAAACUAAAUCAUAAACCUACCGCCCUACUGUUAAAUGUGUGUGUCAAAUGUUUAAUAUAUGAAUUCAAAAUUUUAUGUAACCUGGUGUUGAAUAAUUUGUUUGCCUUUCAUAAGUCAUGUCUGCUUAAGGCUGACCACAAGAUGUCAGGCCAGAGUCUUUUUUGAAUACCUAAUGCAAAGUUUUUUUUUUUUUUCACUUUUGCUAUGUAAUUUUGAGUUUGGCUUUGAAAAUUCUCUAUAAACACUAGUUUAUAAAAUUAACUCUUUUUUUUCUAGUAGGUCGUGACCUCGUAACAACAUCAUUUAAAGCUUAAAUUGAAUGUGACAUUACAUGACUGCACAUUCAAAAGCCCCAGUUUAACUUUUUCUUACUAAACGCUACAACCUGGGACUUAAAAUAGUCAGAAAUAUAAAUAAAUUAACAUUGGAAAAGUUUUUUGGAAGGCUGUCUGUAAAAAUUAAGGUUCUUUAUUGGCAUCUCUGGUUCCAUAAAGAACAUCCAUUGCACAAAAGGUUGUUAAUAGUGGAUAAAGGUUCCUUAAAUUAUUAAAAUGUUCUUCAUACUAAAAAAGAAAAUGGUUAUUUUAAGAACUGUUUACUGAAAGGUUAUUUGGGAAACCAAAAAUGGUUCUUCUAUGGCAUCACUGCGAAAACCACCUUUUGAAAGCUUUACUUUUCAAUGCAAAACUCACUAGCAGAGUUUUGGAUGGUUGGCAAGGCAUUGUUAUGCUGUUGCUAGGGUGUUCUGGUUGGUUGCAAAGUGGUUACUUACUAGCCAAAGUCAAAAAGGCCUACCGCCAUCAUAUUCUUCAAUUCUAAUAGUUCUUCAGUGGCAUUGCUGUGAAAACUUUUUGGAAUCUUUAUUUUCAAGACUGCAGAUGGUUGCUUACUGGCCCAUAUUAAAAGAGCCCAAUUCCUCUAAAUUAUAUUCUGGUCUCAAAAUAUGGUUUGAGGGGUUUAAGAGCCAUAUAAUCAAAAGUGAUACUUGUCUUAGUAUAAUAUGUCUUCUACUGAAAGGUUUACGUUAUUUGUGACCCUGGACCACAAAACCAGUCUUAAGUCGCUGGGGUAUAUUUGUAGCAAUAGCCAAAAAUACAUUGUAUGGGUCAAAAUUAUAGAUUUUUCUUUUAUGCCAAAAAUUAUUAGGAUAUUAAGUAAAGAUCAUGUUCCAUGAAGAUAUUUUGAAAAUUUCUUACUGUAAAUGUAUCAAAACUUAAUUUUUGAUUAGUAAUAUGCAUUGCUAAGAACUUCAUUUGGACAACUUUAAAGAUGUUUUUCUCAAUAUUUAGAUUUUUUUUUUGCACCCUCAGAUUCCAGAUUUUCAAAUAGUUGUAUCUCGGCCAAAUAUUGUCCGAUCCGAAUUUAGAAAAAUUGACACUUAAGACUGGUUUUGUCAUCCAGGGUCACAUUUGGGCUUUGUUUUCUAAUCCAUAUCACAGCUGCACUAUAACUUUCAUCAAUGCUUUGAAAGUUAAUUCAGAAUUCACUAAUAAUUAAAUUCAUUCAUUUAUCUCUACAGUGCAAAUGGAAAUGUUCCCAACAGCACAAACGCUUGUACUUCUUGAGUUAACACUUCAAGAAACACACAUUAAACUCUUCAUUCAGAAUCAAUUAAGUUUAUAAAGGCUUUUAUUCUUCGCUUCUGCCACGGUAUGUGUGCUUCAGAGCAACGGAGACGCACACCCAGGCAUUUCUCUGUUGUAUUUGUUUUAGAUUAGCUGAACAAACCUGAAUCCAUUCAGUCUAAUGCUUUUAUUGUAGCCCCCAUUGUCAAGUUGCAAUUCGUUCAUUUGCGUUAUCUAAAUGAGAGUGUUUCCCAUUAGUGUGGGACCAGAAGAUUCUAAAUGCUUUAUGACAUCACAAUCCACUAUCACCCAGCAACCUGGGCAGCUGUCAGUCAACCGUACGAGUGUAAGGACACUUUAAAAAGAGCGCUUAGAAUUCCCGAGGGUCCAGAACCAGAACCACAGCUACAAAGAGACACUCCGUGAGCGGAAGAGAGAGGUUUGAGAUGAGACUGUGUGAGCUGCAGUGUUAUUUGGCCCUGUUGGGUCUGUCCCUUAUGCUAUGUGGCCGCAGUGCAAAUUCACAGCUAGAACCGGACAUGGACUUCCGUCAUCGCAGACUUAUGCAGAGAGCAAGAGCGAUUGGACAGGCUACACAGGACUGGACUAAGAAAGAUGUAGAGGAGCUCCUUUCCCUGCUUUCCAUGCCUGAAAUGGAGAUGCGCGAGACUGAUGUAUCAACGGCAGGUGAAAACGAGGACCUGCGCGUGGAGCUAGAACGUUCGGCGGAAAGCUCGAACCACCUGCCCGCUCGGGAACGCAAAGCGGGAUGCAAAAACUUCUACUGGAAGGGCUUCACUUCCUGCUGAGGCCCUCACUUGAUAUUGCCAAUUAACACCUUGAAUCUCUUGCUAAGCUAACUGCUGUGGUCAAAC
Onychostoma macrolepis is the source of this 2634-nucleotide messenger RNA. RefSeq names its product somatostatin 1, tandem duplicate 2 (gene sst1.2). Gene Ontology annotation, cellular component: extracellular region. The record is from RefSeq and is a predicted model, not a curated record. The transcript has 2 exons. Gene Ontology annotation, biological process: regulation of cell migration. The coding region runs from base 2206 to 2568 and encodes 120 amino acids. Gene Ontology annotation, molecular function: hormone activity. Lineage: Eukaryota; Metazoa; Chordata; Actinopteri; Cypriniformes; Cyprinidae.